Messenger RNA from Neoarthrinium moseri, 1641 nucleotides. RefSeq lists its product as uncharacterized. NCBI's taxonomy places the organism in Eukaryota, Fungi, Ascomycota, Sordariomycetes, Amphisphaeriales, Apiosporaceae. The record is from RefSeq and is a predicted model, not a curated record. Gene Ontology annotation, biological process: regulation of alternative mRNA splicing, via spliceosome; mRNA cis splicing, via spliceosome. The transcript has a single exon. Gene Ontology annotation, molecular function: RNA binding. Gene Ontology annotation, cellular component: U2 snRNP; U2-type prespliceosome; catalytic step 2 spliceosome. Bases 1 to 1641 code for a protein of 546 amino acids.
AUGGCCGCCACGACUAACGGUGAUGCAGCUGCCGUGCUCGACGACAUCAAGCCUCCCCAGGGCGUCGUCCUGCCCCCCAGGGAGUUCCGCACCAUCCUCGAGAAGACGGCCGGCUUCGUCGCUAGGAACGGCAACGUCUUCGAGGAGCGUAUCCGGGAGAAGGAGAAGAACAACCCAAAGUUCAGCUUCCUGAGCAACGCCGAUCCCUACAACCCUUUUUACCUAUGGCGCCUCAGCGAGAUCAAGGAGGGCCGUGGCACAGCUGUCGCCGCUGGCCGCGUCGGCGAGGCUGCUGCACCCGUUGAGGAGAAGCCCACCGGCCCUCCCGAGCCCCCGGCCUUCAAGUUCUCCGCACGCAUGCCCAACAUCAGCGCCUCCGACCUCGAGGUCGUACGCUUGACGGCGCUGUUCGUCGCCAAGAACGGCCGCCAGUUCAUGAUGGCCCUCACCCAGCGCGAGACCGGCAACUACCAGUUCGACUUCCUCCGCCCCAACCACAGCUUGCACAACUUCUUUCAACACCUGAUAGAUCAGUACUCGAUGCUCUUGCGGGCCGGCGGCAUUGACGGAGAGGGCGGCCGCCAACAGCAAGAGCGUGUCGCCGAGCUGCAAAGAAACGUCGACGACAGGUUCCACAUUCUGGCGCGGGCCCGCCAGAGGGCAGAGUGGCUUGCGUACCAAGAAGAGUCCAAGCAGCAGAAAGAGGAAGAGGAAGAGAAGGAGCGGCAAUCGUAUGCGCAGAUCGACUGGCACGAUUUCGUUGUCGUCGAGACGGUUGUUUUCACCGAGACCGACGACCAAGCCAACCUACCGCCACCAACGUCGCUCAACGAUCUGCAAUAUGCUUCUCUGGAGCAGAAGGCCAAGGUCUCCGUCAACGCCAAUUUCCGCAUCGAGGAGGGUUUCCCUUCGGAGGAAGACAGCGCAUACAACGGCUACGCCGCGCCUGCCCAACCAAGCUAUAACAUCCCUCACCACCCGGCGUAUCCCGCUCAAGCUAUGCCAGGUGUACAGCCCUACCAGCCACAACAGAUACCCACCCCUCCUCAGGCUGGCUAUGGAAUGGCGCCGCCCCCGCGACCGAACGGUAUGCAGGAAGACGAGGAGUCCCAACGGAUACGCGAGAGGGAGGAGGCGCGUGCUCGGGUACAACAAGCCCAAGCCGAAGCCAAGGGCGGUGCUGCGCCAAUGAAGAUCCGAGAGAACUAUGUUCCCAGGGCAUUGGCACGCACGGCGAGCAAGCAGUCCGGCCAGAUGGCCCUGUGUCCCAACUGCAAACAGCAGAUCCCCAUGAACGAGCUGGAGGACCAUAUGCGCAUCGAGAUGUUGGAUCCCCGGUGGAAGGAGCAGAAGGCCAAGGCCGAGUCGAGGUUCGCGACCAGCAACUUGGUACAGGCAGAUGCGGCGAACAACCUGAAGCGCUUCGCCAGCCAGCGGAGCGAUCUCUUCGAUGGCGUAACAGGCCAACCCAUCAUCUCGGAAGAAGAGCAGGCCCGGCGGAAGAGGGCUGCCUUGAACAGCUUUGAUGGCAACUUGGACAACCGGAAUCCAAACCAAGCCGCCCAUGUCCAGAACGUCAACGUAGACGAACAGAUUCGCGCUAUCCACCAAAAGUUCGCGCAGCAAAACCAACAAGGUUGA